Messenger RNA from Drosophila willistoni, 1615 nucleotides. RefSeq lists its product as uncharacterized. Lineage: Eukaryota; Metazoa; Arthropoda; Insecta; Diptera; Drosophilidae. The record is from RefSeq and is a predicted model, not a curated record. The transcript has a single exon. The coding region runs from base 195 to 974 and encodes 259 amino acids.
CUAUCAAAUGUGUCAAAAAUUUGACUGAAAUAAUUUGAAUUUUUUCAAGAAAUUGUUUCAAAAAGUUGUGACGGGAAUUGGCCAAAAGUCGAUCACAUCUUCAUCUUUCAUGUAUCAGGAGAAGUAAUUUGUAAUUAACUUAUCCAGAACUUGUAAGCUUUCACCUGUCGAUAUAGGCAAGUUAUUAAAAAACCAUGCAAAUAUUUAUAUGGUGGUUCAUUCUAUUAAUCGGUAACGAGUCAAGAUUUAGAGGAGAGAAUACGACACACAGCAGUGGCAGCAAAUUGGUAGGAUGUAUGCAGCACAGUAAACUCAUUAGUUCUCUGUAUGGCGAUUUGCUGCAGGAAUCGGAGCCAUUCAAAUGUGAGUCUAAUGAGGAGAAGCUGGAGGAGAAAAAUGUAACUUCCUCGGCGAAUGAAGAGAGCGAACCAUUUGAAGAGGAACUCCGGGACUGUAGCUCGUCCUCUAUAGCGGAGAAGGCAGCAGAGGUGGCGAAAGCGGCAAAUGAUGCACAGGUUAGUGCCGCCCAGGAUGCCGCGAAGCAGGUAAAAACGCAAGCGGCCCAUAAAGCCAUACAAGCGGCACGAGCUCUUCAAGCAACAAUACUCGAAGGAAAACAAGUCAUUGUCGAUAACUAUGAGCAAGAAAUAUGUGAAGCAAAUGACUUUGUCUCUCAGGUGGACAAUGAAUUGAAAAGUAGCGCGGAAAAUGCUGCAAGUGUCCACUCUAUGACCAAAACGUUCGAGUGUCAAUUGAGUAAUCUCAAGCAAUUAAUGCAACAGACUAGAAAUAGUAUUAGGUAUGUUGAUAGUUUGCAAGAACUAGCUGAAACUGAUCUAGAAGAAAAGACACAAAUGCUGGAGACAUUACAGGAUGUUGCCGAUGAUCUAGACAGACAGGUGGCUCAAGCUAAAAUAGAUGAUGAAUGCGUCAAGGAGGCAGAUGAGGCAAAGGAAACUCCCUAUGAAAACUGAAAUGUCUGUCGACCGAUAAUCGCAUAGUGCUUCAUCAAAAAGUCAAUCAAGAUACAAGUUAGUACCAGGAGAGGAGCAUUAUAACGGGGACUAUGCACUUACUAUAUACCAGAAGAAAUAUAUAUGUAUAUAGGUUGACAAUGCAUAUAAUUUCCUUAAAUAGAUUUUUUCAGAUUUGAGUUUGGUCAACGGAAAAACAGCUGCCAAUGUGUGUGUGUUGGCUAGUUCAGACAGCUGUUUGCCAUGCGGCCGUUAACGAGCGAUGGCAAAGAGAAUGCGGUGGUGGGGAGGGGGUGCCAGGAGGAUUGGUGGAGCAAUUGCAAUUGGAAUGGCGCUGCCACCUUGCCGCUGCUUCUGUUGGUAUUGUUUGUGUUGUUAUUAGUUGCUGCCGGCAGCGUCAACGUUGUUGAAAUUUGAAACAUUGCGAGAGUGAGAAGGAAAGCCAUGUGGGAGAGAGAGAGAGACAGAAAUAGACAGAGAGAGCCCGCCAGAGAAAGGGCGCGCGCAUUUGCAGCCUGCAGACAAAAUGAGUGAGAAAAGAGAGAGAGUGUCUCUCUCGUGCGGCAGUGAGAGGGAUAUGAAGACACAGGGCUGGGGGAGAGCGAAAGUCACAUAUUUGUCAAUUAAACAAUUUAGUUAUA